Messenger RNA from Prorocentrum cordatum, 441 nucleotides. The record is from the annotation of a GenBank genome assembly. NCBI's taxonomy places the organism in Eukaryota, Dinophyceae, Prorocentrales, Prorocentraceae.
AUGUCUGUACAGCCUGGUCGAUGCACAUUGAGUUGUGCGCAGGUGGGCCCGGUGGCUGCGCAGGAGGCUGGUGGUGAUUCGGGAGAGGCGCCCGUUGAAUUCCGGACGGAAAAGGAAAAAAAAAAAAAAAAAAAAAAAAAAAAAAAAAACUUCGCUCCUCUCCGCCUCCUUCUGGGGCCGUUCGACUCGGCAGCGCAGGCUGCCCGCACGAGUCUGCAAUGCAGGCGCGAACCCAAUUCCUGGCAAGCCCAGUUUCCAACAUAUGCAGAGGGUGUGCUGGGCACCUUGGCAGCGUAUCACGUCCUUUGCUCCUCUCCCCCUCCUUCUGUGGCCGUGCGACCUGGCAGCGCAGGCUGCCCGCACAAGCUUGCGAUGCAGGCGGAAGCCCAAUCCCCAACGUUUGGCGAGCCCAUGUUCCCAAGUAUUCAGAGGGCCUCCUAA